AUGGCCGCCUGGCCAGCUGCCGCCAAUGGCGCAGUCGCUGAGUUUGCAGCUAUUGCUGCUGACUCAUUGGGCCAGGCCCAGGGCGAAUACUCUUGCGCGUUCUUCAGCUGGCACCGUCGGUUCCUAUUGGCCUACGAGUCGUACCUUCGCGAGCUUGAUGACCGGUUCGCUUGUCUCACGACUGCAGUGGGAUUUUUCAAGCCAAUGGUGGAUCCCCAGAACCCGCCAGAAGACGUCGCUGAGACUCAAUGGCGUGGACGCCACGGGGGUAUUCAGUACGGCGUGAAUCACGAAGUGCUGGAUGCUAUUGGAGGCGUCUUUGCCACGGCUGCGAAGGGCUCACGACGCUCAAAUACUGGCGGCACGCGGAUCACAUGUACUUGCACGUACCACCUCUGCCGGACUCGCGUUCCUCUCCACUUAUAUGAUCAGAUCAUUGAGUCGCCUGAGGUGUACGCCAAUGCCACGCAGCUUCUGGGCGUGGUGCACCCAACACUUGGCCGGUACUUUGGUUACGUGGGCAGUGACAGCUGGAACUACGCAGACAUUCAGCAGCCUGAGACUACCCUACACGCAUUGCUACCGGGAGAUGCUACGCCAGCAGAUCUUGAGUAA
Peronospora matthiolae is the source of this 615-nucleotide messenger RNA. The record is from the annotation of a GenBank genome assembly. Lineage: Eukaryota; Oomycota; Peronosporomycetes; Peronosporales; Peronosporaceae.